Durusdinium trenchii is the source of this 930-nucleotide messenger RNA. The record is from the annotation of a GenBank genome assembly. Lineage: Eukaryota; Dinophyceae; Suessiales; Symbiodiniaceae.
AGGUCUUCGAGGAAAAGGUUGCAGCCGGUGAAAUUGGCCAAAACUUGAUCCAGGAAGCUGAGCAGCGAGGCAUGAACGGGAUGGACCGGGUGCGGAAAGUGGUCUACGAGUUCAACUUUGCCGGACUUGGUGGAGAUGGCCCUGGAGGUGGCCUUGCGACCAUGAAGAUGCUGAGGCAGAUCCAAAGAGCGCCCGAAAAGAUGGUGCCUCUUUUCAAAAAGAAUCCAGAGGCCUUUAUUAUGGAGGUGAUCAGGACUCAGGGAGGUGGUGGUGCAGGAGUUGGCCCUUGGGUCGUUCAAAAGACAAGGAAUCAUACUUUGGGCACUGGAAAGGUCCUCACAGAGUAUGCUGGAAACUAUGCCAACACCAUUGCCUUGCACGCAAAUUUCGAUCCUUCAGUAUUUGGAGGGCCUGACAGAGACCAAGAGUACGCUAUGAAGUUUAGUCCUGGACGUGAGAACGCCGACCGAAUGUUGAACUUCGUUGCUGAGCUGCGGGAGAUUCGAAAAUGUCCAAAUGUGACGGGCUGUGAGGCAGCACCUCGCUUCUGCCUGGGGACCUUCAUUCUGCCUCGGAUCAUGAAGCAGAUUGGCCUGUUCUACAUCGAGGGCCUGGAAAACGCGGCAACUUUUACAUCUCGGGAGACUCGGGAAGAGAUGUGAUCCCCGCUUUGAAACCUGCUAAUGCCAGAUGUUUAGUAGACAGCUUCUCACCUUUUCCUCAGCGCGCUUACACCGCCACACCGCGCGGUGUGAGAAGCUUGUUAUUUCCAUCGGUUCCGAAUGGCCAGUGGACACCCGUGUCUCUUGUGGCCAGUGCUGUCCCAACGCAAGAGACACCAGUCAAGAGACACCAAAAACCGCACAGGAGAGAUAUGCAAUGCAGAUGCGAUUUUUCUACAAGCGGUCCGAACCAGUUUGAAGUUGCGGU